AUGGGCAAUCAGGAAGGGAUGUGUUGUCUUUCUAGGUAGAAGGAGAAUCAUGUUUUGACUAAUGAAUUAGUUAUAUUUCGAGAAUAUAUGAAUGUGAAAAUAACGGUUAAAUCGGGUGACAUCUAAAAAGAAUCUGGAGAAAGUGUAAGUAAAGUGUCCCCUCUAUUUAUAAAGUUUGUUUAUAUACAAAUCCUGAUAAAAUUCCGUUAUAGUAAAAUAUUAUUCAAUCAAUUUAUGACAAUAUCAGUCGAAGUAUUAAUUAUGCUAAUCCUCUAGUUGGAUAUGAAUAAGUCUAUAUUCAAAAUUUAGAAAUGAGUACUUAUAAGUGUAUAACUUAUUAUCGAGUUAGAGUUUUUGAAGUAUUAUAAACUAUUAUAUUGAGUCAGAUAAAGAUUUGUUCCAAUAUUAUAACGGGUUUAGAGAGUGGUAAAUACUGCUUAAAACAUUUAUUAGUUUAUCAUAGUUGAAUGACGAAGAAUUUAAAGAUAUUCUCAUAUGUGAUUGUCCAAUCAAAUAGAGUAGAGCGUUUAGUGCCGAAGUAUUGGUAAGAUCAGUGAUUGAGUAUCAAUGCUUUAAUAAUUUAGUUUUAUUGAUGAAUCAAAAAGUAGAUUGAAUAUCAAAAGCAUAACCAUGUUGAAUUGUGAUAAGAAGAGUGUAAUCUGUAAUGAUUAAUAAUGAGUCCCGUUUUUUGAAAUAUGAACUAAUCAAAUAAAUAGAAGAAUCUAAAGAGCCUAUGUUAAGAAAAGAGAGACAGAAUAAAUUCAUGAAAUUUAUUACUUCCACUAAAAGUGUUACAUCUGGCAGAUAGUUAAAAUGUGAUUUCAGUUUGAAAGACUUCGAUCUUGGAGAUGAAUCUAAAUUGGUACUUGCUCUAAAAUAGGAUUAAAUAGAAGAAUAAUGAAUAUUU
Messenger RNA from Paramecium octaurelia, 907 nucleotides. Lineage: Eukaryota; Ciliophora; Oligohymenophorea; Peniculida; Parameciidae. The record is from the annotation of a GenBank genome assembly.